GUGAGCCGGCGGUGGCCCGGGAGAACAACUGCCUGACAGCCGCUAAAGCCUGCAACCUCAACGACACGUGCAAGAAGUACCGGUCGGCCUACAUCAGCCCCUGCACCAGUCGCGUCUCCACUGCCGAAAUCUGCAACAAAAGGAAGUGCCACAAGGCCCUGCGUCAGUUCUUUGACAAGGUUCCUCCAAAGCACAGCUACGGCAUGCUGUUCUGCUCAUGCCCUGUCAGCGACCAGACAGCAUGCUCUGAACGCAGGCGUCAAACCAUUGUCCCUGUCUGCUCGUACGAGGAAAAGCAGACGCCAAACUGCCUGGAACUGCAGGCCUCCUGCAAGACCAACUACAUCUGCAGGUCCCGACUGGCUGACUUCUUUGUUAACUGCAUGUCAGAGCCUCGCUCGCUGUCAGGCUGUCUGAAGGAGAACUACGCUGACUGCCUCCUGGCUUACUCUGGCCUUAUUGGCACCGUGAUGACCCCCAACUACCUGCGCUCCCCCAAAAUCAGCGUCUCUCCCUACUGCGACUGCAGCAACAGCGGCAACAACAAAGACGACUGCGACAAGUUCACUGAGUUUUUCACAGAGAACACCUGCCUCCGUAACGCCAUCCAGGCCUUUGGGAAUGGAACAGACAUCGGGAUGUGGCCGCCAAUAUCCCCCAUCCAGACCACCACCUCCAUCACCACACCCUACCAAAGAAACCGUGACCGCAACUCCAACAACAUAGACAACCACAUUAAUGCUGACUCCAGCCUCUACCACUUCUGUGGCAACUUACAGGCUCAGAAGCUGCAUUCAAACGCCACUGUUGACGUCUGUUCGUCUGAUCCACAGGCUCCGAAGGUAGAUGGUCCAAGCGCAUCCAACGCCAUCCUGAGAGACUCAGCCGUCUGCAGACAGUCCGUGGGCGUCACCUCCCUGCUGCCCCUGCUGCUCUACUUUGGAGCACGAGGCUACUUGUAGCCCUGCUCCUUAAAAUCUACAAAUUAUGGACUAAGAAACUCAUAUUUGUAUAAAAGAAAGCAAAACAAGAAAUGAUAUCCUUUUUUUCCCCCCCAGUAACUUCUGUUGUACUUUGGUUGACCCUGGAUCUUUUGAUUUACACUUUUUUCCCCCCAUCUGUUGUUUUUGCAUUGCGGCUUAGUGCUUAAAGGGUGAAUUAUUAGGCGUUUUAACUUCAUUUUGGCUGUUAGUUAGACAUGUGGAUUCAAAGCCACUAUGAAACUGCUUGUGCAGGCAGAUGUGACAAAAAUACUCUGAGGACCACGAUUCACUAAUGGACAAGCAAAGACCCUUGGAACACAAUGUAAAUUAAAAUCCGUUUUCAGAGUUGUCCAUUGAAGUUUCACCCAUGUCUGUUUGUGUGUUGAGGCUAUCGGUGGGAUUGUUUGCUUAAGAGUCACAGUACGUUCAGUAAAAGCUACAACUUAUCACUCGGGCAGCCUUUUUGGUGUUGUUCAGUCUCUUAUGUGGUUUGUGUAUGUUUUGAUAAUGAUGUGCUCUGGUAUUUUACAUUUUUAUGAGCUUAAUGACAGAUUCCAAUGCACAUUACCUGCUUAAAGACAUCCCAAGAGUUUUAUCAUUCGUGCCCAAUAUGUCUUUACUGUAGCUCAUACUGAACACUAAUGUCAUCUGAUAUAAGCACACAUGGCAAAGUCCCACAAGCAUUACACACAUUACACACGCAGACAGUUAAAGCAGAAUACGGACACAUGCAUGGAUAAAGUAGCGGGCCUGUUGCUCCCCGUCUUUACACCUGGACUCAGCCAUUGGUCAAAGUUGGGUGCACUCAUCUGUUACUGCAUAUGCCUAUAAUUCUCCAUGCUUUAGUUUCUUUAUAGAAGGUGACAGCAAAGCUGCUGAACAAUCAUCUAACGGUUGGAUCGCAUGCACUUUCUGUCUCUGAGCCUGGGAGAACAAGAGAUGCCAAAUAAAUAGGCUUAAAGUUGUCAACCAUGUCCGACUCUCUUGCCUUAAUCCCCCCCAAAAGUCUGCGCUUCCUUACUGUCUCAGAGCGUUUUAAUUGACCAUUUAAUGAAAGCUUUCAGCCCCACACCCUGUGCAAACUGGGAAACACAACAAACAAGGAUUUCCGACCAGAAUCUCAGUUUGUUAGGCGGUGUUAUAUUUUCUCUGGUCAAAUAAUGACCAUAACCAGUUUUUACGGUGCCUUGCAAAAAGUAGUUCCACCCCUUGAACUAUUUAACAUUUUUCCACAUUACACCAGUAAACAUUACUGUAUGUCAUGUGACAGACAGGCACAUAGUCAUGCAUAAUUGUGAAGUCAAGAAAAAGUAUACCCGGUUUUAACAGAAUUAAUUUCUUCUUCAGUUUUUCCGAAUGGCCUAAGCUCAGUUUAGUUGGUUGUGGAGCAUCUGCAAACAGUAAUUCUUCAGUUUGGUCAAAGAUUCUUAAUUUGACUUGGAUUGGAUUUUCAACUAGGCCACUCUAAAACAUUAUUUGAUCUAAACCAUUCCAUUUUCACCCUUAGCUAGUAUGUUUGGGUUUAUUAUAGGGCUAUUAAUCUGUUAAAUAAAAUUUACUAUCCAUCCAUCCAUUUUCUAACAGGCCUAUUCAUUGUGUAGUUGUCAUAAAACGUACAAAUUACUCACAAAUCUGUUAAAACAUUUCGAGUCAGCUUUUAAUAGAUAAUUUAGCUCAUCAAUUAAGCCAUCAGCUCAACAAAAAAUUACUUUUAAUGUUGUUUUUUACCUUUGAUAUACUUUUGAAAAGCUGUGAAAUAAAACAGUAGAUUGGCUGUGUUUGACAUUUGGUUAAAACAGCGUCAUCCACUGUCACUCAGUCACAGUGACUGCUCACUGUAAAGCGUGUGCAGUGUAAGGCAGAUGUUUACAUGGAAGUCUUGCAGCUGCUGUCGUGUUGUUCCAGCUGCUGUCAUGUUUCAAGCACUGUCUGUCCCAAGUGCUGUAAACUUUUUCUCCGUCGUCCAUUCUUGUGUGACAGCCUAGAUGUGCUGGGCACCUGCCUGUGCAUACUGGCGCUCAGUAUAUCAUAUUAUCAUUGGUAGCAGAAGUCCAAUGAUCGCACGUGAGAGGGACAUAUGAGAGGACAUAUUUAACAGGCUUUGCGUCGUUGCUUUCUGGUUUUUCAAUGUCUCCAUUCUGGACCUUAACGUUUGCCCUGCAGAUGAAUGAUCCUUUUCAUCACUAGCUUGACUGAACAAAUGGAAGCGUACAGCAAUGCAGAAGUGAAUUUUCGAAUUAUUUUAAUGCAGCAAAGUAAAAAAAUGUAUAAAAUUAUGCAAAUAGUUAAUGCCACCAUUUUAAUAGCCCUAGAUUAUUUUGCUUAAAAGUGAACCUCUAUCUCUGGAUUAAUGUCCAUUAUUCGCUGCUAAAGAAAAGCAUUCCCAAAGCAUGAUGCUGCCGCCUCUGUAAAUCACAGUGGGCAUAGGUUCAAGGGGUGUGAAGACUUGUAGCAAGGUAACAAGGCUCAUUAGGAACCGUAUCUAAAUGGCAAAACGUUUGAUGACUACACUGUAGUCUGCUCAGUACGUGUCUCUGUAAAAGUCACUUUGAGCUCACUCAGAUUAGGUUUCAAGUCUUUUUAGCAUAAAGAUUGAUUUUUACACGGUGCAAUCCCUCUGCAAAGUUAAGGUGCGUUUCAAUUAUAGGCAUUUUAAAUUUAGUAGCUGUUUCCUGCUUAGAAACUUCACUUAGACGCUAACAAUGCAAAUACUCUGAGACACCAGAAUACAUUUUUUGUUGUUGAGAAAACAAUACCAUUGUCCAGUUUACACGGCAGUAGGGAAGUUAGUGGUUCUACACACUAUUCAUUCAGUAUUGAGACCAAAACAUAGAGGAUGAUCUAUAAUAUUAUUGUGUUAAUUAUGUUUUUUGAUGGAACAUUUUAUCCUUGGCUCAGUUCGUGAAAAAGCAUAUUAAUGUAUGAAUUUGUAUUGACUGCAGAAAAACAACAUCCUGCCAAUCAGGAAAUGACCAACCACAUGAAUAAAACAGCCCUUAUAACCAAAGCAUUCUUCCAUCUUACCCGGUUACAUCUGCUGAGCUUUGACUGGUCUGUCGCUGCCUUUAGCUGGAGCUGAGCAACUAGUAAACUUUCACCUUCAUCCUCCGUUUUCUUUUUGUCAACUUGUGUCGUUAACAUGAGAUUUGCAGGACGUUUAAAAAGAGAAAUCUAUUUGAAAAGCAUCACGUCAUCACAAGCAGCGCUUUAAGUGGCGGCACCUUUUUGGAACUCUGCAGAACACACACACAGUCUCUGAUUCCUCCCAGAGGAAAUCGAACCUUUUCCAUGUCAGACCUCCGCCCAGCUUGUGACCAGGAUGUCACCUCGGCAUGUUGAGCUUCUCUCUUCAACCGGUCAAACUACGACGGGAGCAUUUAAGACUCGCUGCUUAGGUUCGUGUAGCUUCUCAGACCACAGCUAAUGUAUAGUAGAACCUCAAUGUUAUUUACCGAGCAUAAACACGGUAUAUGCACUGUAUGUACUUGGCUGAAACAUUUGAAUCAGGCAAGUUAAUGUCUAAUAAUAUUCUAUUUUGGAGCAUUGUGAACUAUUUCAACUUUCAAAUCCAGCUUAGAGUAGAAGACAUAAGCCAGGAUAUCGUUUUUUUUUUUUUUUUUUUUGUAUGCCAACCUUAAUGUAUAUUUCUCUCUUUAUGUAUAUGAUUAUGGAAUAUUACUGCAUCUGAGAAAGAGGAAAACCCUCUCCUUGUAGUUAAAACAUAUUGUUUGUAUGAUAAAUCCCAUUUAUGAAGUUGCUGGAAUGAGCAGUUCAUUUCUUUCUGGCUGAGAUUGACACUUAUUUUUCUAUCUUUUAUUUACUGAUUUGUUUUUAUUUCGAUGAGCUGAAGGGAAUGAGACGGACCCUGUGUUUUCUAUGCCUGCUUCAGGCCGAUAUUGUAAUUAUUUUUGGUUUCAACUAAUUACAUUCAUGAUGAUGGGCAAAAGGAAAAACUUUGAUGUUAAAAAGGGAGUAAAUCAAUAGAAGACCAUUCCAUAGUGUACCCAGAUUUAACAUGGAGACUCCUCAUAAGGUGAUGGUGAGAAGUUUGGAUGGAAAAUAUUGAGCAAAAAAGCUGUCCCAUGUUAAACUUCUCACUCAGAAACAAUUCUGAGAAGGUUUCUUUUAUUUUCUAUAUGAAUCCUAAUGUAUCCUCCCAGAUUAUGGAAGGUAAGAUUAAACUAUUUUUAAAAAUGGUUCAUCUGAGCUCUGAGGAGCUGAUUAACUGAAGAUGGCUAAACAUGUUUGCUGUUUAUCACCAUCCCAUCCGUCGCCUGGAAUGACCAGAAGUUGCUACUUUCAAGACGAUGACUCCCUUGACUGUCCGGCAUCAUUAACUUCCUAGCUUGUGAAAAUGUAAAAUUUAUUGUACAAAACUUCUAAUUAAAAACUGUUACUUCACUCAAA
Molecule: messenger RNA, 5390 nt
Organism: Fundulus heteroclitus (mummichog)
Lineage: Eukaryota; Metazoa; Chordata; Actinopteri; Cyprinodontiformes; Fundulidae
Product: GDNF family receptor alpha-1-like
Biological process (GO): nervous system development
Cellular component (GO): external side of plasma membrane; signaling receptor complex
Molecular function (GO): signaling receptor activity
Source: RefSeq, a predicted model, not a curated record